AUGAUUAACGAAUUCUUAGAUUUCUGUCAAAAAAAUGAUGGACAUGAAAGAAAUAGACUACUGCCAACAAGGAAAAAAUGGAAGGAAGUCGAAGACGAGUUGCUAUUAAAAGCAAUAAGAAAAUAUGGAACUCAAUGGACUAAAAUCCAAGAUGAGAUUCCAUCUAAGGACUCAAGGCAAUGUUAAGCAAGAUGGAAAAUACUCAAGCAUAAAGAAGAAACCCUAAUGAGAUUAGAAGCCUUAGCAAGAGAAGACUUUUCUGAUAAAGAUAACCACUUACAAAAGAUGAAAAAAUAAAUGAAAUAAAGAAAAGAAAUACCCAGAAGAUAUAAUCCUAAAUUUGAUUACAACGAAGACUCCUCUAGCGAAUCAAUGCAUUUACAAUAAUUUUAAGAAGUGUUAGCUAAAUAACCAAAUAAAUUGUUACAAAUUCAAUAACAACAACAGCAGUAACAGCAGAAGAGAGAACAAUACUAGAAAUAAGUGUAAAAUCAAUACUAGAAUGUCUGGAAUGCCAUGGAUGAUAAAAUGCUUUGGAUAGCAUAUAAAAUAUAUAAAGGAGCAUGGAAUCAAAUCACUCCCAGAUUCCAAGAGAAGAACCCACAGAGCUGCAUAGACAGAUAUUAAUAUUUAUUGUAAUAGAAGAAAAUAAAGUUAUAGGAAGAUACUUCAUCAGUGGAUGUGAUAUCAUCUCCGAAUGAUAUAGAUAGUUCAUAAGAUGGAUCAGAACAAUUUGAUAUCUCAGCCAGUGAAGAUGAGGAUUCAACAGAUUUAUAGCGGUCUGAUUGCAAAACAUUACAAACAAAAUAACAAUAGUACAAAGGAGCUUACACAGUAUAGCAAUGUCAUACCAACAUCGAAAGAAUUUUGAAAUCCUUUUCCAAUCAUAAUUUAGAUACUCUGCCAGGCAUAAGAGAAUCCAUAGUCAAACUUAUAUUAACUGAUUGA
Molecule: messenger RNA, 948 nt
Organism: Paramecium tetraurelia
Lineage: Eukaryota; Ciliophora; Oligohymenophorea; Peniculida; Parameciidae
Exons: 3
Source: RefSeq, a predicted model, not a curated record